ACAGUUAUGUUGCACUUGAGGGAGGGAGAUUUCGUUUGGCUGGACACCGACUCCGGAGUACCCAUUGGGGCGGAAGUCAAGCGGACAGACACUGGACAGCUACAGCUGAUCGACGAUGAAGGAAAGGAGCACAAGGUCAAUAAGAAGCUGGAGGGCAUGGUGCGACCCAUGCACCCUAGCUGUGUUACCGGCGUGGACGACAUGAUCAAGCUCGGUGACCUCAAUGAGGCGGGGCUCCUCAGGAACCUGCUGGUGCGACACAAAGAGGGCACCAUCUAUACUUUCACAGGCUCCAUUCUGGUGGCCGUCAACCCUUAUCAGCUGCUGCCCAUCUACACCACCGAGCACGUGCACAUGUACACGGACCGACGGCUGGGCGAGUUGCCGCCGCACGUCUUCGCUAUUGCAGACAGCUGCUUCUUCAACAUGCACCGCAAGCGAAAGAGCCAGUGCUGUGUCAUUAGUGGAGAGUCUGGUGCAGGGAAAACUGAGAGCACCAAGCUGAUGCUGCAGUUCCUGGCUGCGGUGAGCGGUCAGCACUCCUGGAUAGAACAGCAGAUUCUUGAAGCCACCCCCAUCCUGGAAGCCUUUGGUAACGCUAAAACCAUUCGCAACGAUAACUCCAGUCGCUUUGGAAAGUACAUCGAUAUCAACUUUACCAAGGGCGGCGCCAUUGAAGGGGCCCGCAUUGAACAUUACCUGCUGGAGAAGUCCAGAGUUUGUCGUCAGGCACCUGAGGAAAGAAACUACCACAUAUUUUAUUACAUGCUGAUGGGCAUGCAAGCUGAGCAGAAAAAGAUUCUUGCCCUUGGGAAUGCGGUCGAGUACAACUAUUUGAUCAUGGGUAACAGUACCAGCUGUGAAGGGCGUGACGAUGUGAAGGAAUACGCCCACUUCCGCUCAGCUCUGAAGAUCCUCAUGUUCACAGAGAAUGACUCAUGGGAAAUCUGCAAACUGCUGGCUGCCAUCCUCCACCUGGGGAACGUGGACUUUGAAGCCACAAUCAUAAAUAAUCUGGAGGGCUGUGAUAUCCUCACAUCAACACAUUUCAGCAUGAGCAGCAAACUUUUGGAGGUGGAUCUCAAAGCCCUGGAGACGAGUCUGACUAAGCGCUCCUUAAUGACCACCAGAGAAAGCGUUACCAAACCUCUGACUUCUGCUCAGGCUGUGGACUGCAGGGAUGCUUUCAUCAAGGCUAUUUAUGGAAGACUUUUUAAUUGGGUGGUGGAAAAAAUCAACGCUGCCGUUUUCAAGCCGCCGCCUGACAAUUUGAAAGAACCUCGACACUCAAUUGGAUUGCUUGACAUCUUUGGCUUUGAGAACUUCAACAAAAACAGCUUUGAGCAGCUGUGCAUCAACUUUGCCAAUGAGCAGCUGCAGCAGUUCUUUGUGCAGCAUGUGUUCAAGCUGGAGCAGGAGGAAUACGCUCGUGAAAGCAUUAUCUGGGAGCACAUUGACUACCAAGACAACCAGCGCACCCUGGAUGUACUGGCCAUAAAACCUCUGAACAUGCUGGCACUUAUUGAUGAGGAGAGCCACUUCCCUAAGGGCACAGAUGCCACGAUGCUGCAAAAAAUGAACCAGCUCCAUGGCAAAGGGGGCAUCUAUAUUUCCCCUAGGAACAACUACGAGACACAGUUUGGAGUACAACAUUUUGCUGGAGCUGUUUAUUAUGACUCGCAAGGAUUCCUUGAGAAAAACCGUGAUGCUCUCAGCUCAGACCUGGUUCAGCUGGUAGAGACCUCAACCAACAAACUCCUGAAACAGACCUUUCUUAAGGAGCUAUCCUCCAGCACAAUCAAGACCAGCACCAACCCCAAGAUGAUAAUCAACAUGCCCAAGAACAGCCUUCGGCAAGCAGCUGAUGUUAAGAAGCAAGUGCCGACACUGACCGGCCAGUUCCGUGUGUCUCUGGAUUCUUUGAUGAAAACGCUGACGGCGUGCCAGCCGUAUUUUAUACGCUGCAUUAAACCCAACGACUUCAAGAAGCCCAUGCUGUUUGACAGAGACCUGUGCAUGCGUCAGCUCCGCUACUCUGGGAUGUUGGAGACUAUCAGGAUCCGGAAAGCUGGCUAUCCCGUACGCUACACCUUUCAGGAGUUCUUGGAACGCUACCGUGUCCUUCUUAGAACGUCCAUCUGUGAUCCAAAAACAGAAAGCGCAGAACGAUGCUGUGAAAGCAUUUGUGAAACGGUGCUCGCUGGAGAGGGCGACUGUAAAACUGGCAAGACAAAGUUAUUCCUAAAGGACUUCCAUGACACCAUGCUUGAACUGGAGCGAAUGAAAUCACUGAAUGCAAAAGCACUUUUGAUCCAAAAAGUCAUGAAAGGCUACAAAUACAGGAGAGACUUUCUGAUGAAAAAGUCAGCUGCUCUUGUUAUUCAGAAACACUGGCGAGGACACCAGGGCAGAAAGCUGUACAAAAUGGUCCAGCUGGGCUUCACACGGUUGCAGGCACAGGUUCGCUCUCGCCAGCUCCACUUUCAGUAUAAGAAGAAGCGAGAAGCGGUGAUCGCACUGCAGACACGAGCCAGAGGCUUCCUCGUGAGGAAGGAGUGCAAGCGCAAGAGAGACGCCGUUGUCCUCCUGCAAGCACACACCAGGGGCAUGCUGGCAAGAAACGCUCUGAAAAAGCUGAAGAGAGAUAUGUACCUUACUGCAAAGGAGAAACAAGCAGAAGAGCGGGCCAUGCUGGAGAGACAGAGACUCCUGGAGAAAGUGAUGAGGCAGAAGGAGAUGGAAAACACAGCCGUCUCAGACCAGGAGAUGGUCGACACCAUCUUUGGUUUCUUGCCCCCUGUGAUUGGAGGGCAAGAAGGACAAGCACCUGUGGGAUUUGAGAAUUUUGACAGUAAGAGGAUGGUGACUGAGGAGAUAGACAUAGAUGACAUCCCCAUGGUGGAAGAUCUUCCCAUAGAAGAAUACGAUGACCUGGAUGAGUACACUUUCACCAAAUUUGCCUCCAUGUACUUUCAAGGGGCAGUCACACCCACCCAUAUUCGCCAGAGGCUCCAGCAGCCUCUCCUGUACCAUGAGGAUGAGGGAGAUGUCCUGGCUUCACUGACAGUAUGGUGGAUCAUUCUGAGGUUCAUGGGUGACCUCCCAGAGCCAAAGAAGCAGGUCAAGGUUCAAGGAACCUCCAUGCCAGAUCACAGUCUUCCAGAGGACCUCCUGUCCAGAAAGGACAGACGACUGAGUCACAUGGUGGGCCUGGAUCAGAGGGUGCUAAGGAAUAAAAAUGUCACAAAUAAGUCCACAAUCCCAGAGGAGACGGGACAAAAUAGGAAGCCUUCAAUUUUCAUGGACCUCCUAACAAAAAACAGGAAAACAUCUGCUGUGCCCAGUGAGAUGGCUCAGAACCAGAAGAUAUACACUGUACCAGAAGGAAGCCCCCGAACCCGGAAAGGGUCAACAUUCUCUGACCUACUGUCCAAGACUAGAAAACCAUCUGCUCAAGUGGAGAGGAUCCAGAGAUCCUCUGCAAACAUCAGGAAGCCCUCUAUCAUCAAGGAGGAGUCAGAGGAUUUGACUGAGGUGCCCAAGCCUGCAACACUGCAGACUGUGAGUGAGGACAGCGAUGUCAUGAUUGGAGAAGGACCCACUCUGAACCAGCCGUUGUCAUCUCUUGAAAAACUCCACAUCAUUGUGGGAUAUGGCAUUCUCAGAUCUGAACUCAGGGAUGAGAUUUACUGUCAGAUAUGCAAGCAGCUUCAGGAUAACAACAACCGCAACAACUACAUGCGCGGCUGGAUCCUGCUGUCCCUCUGCCUGGGCAUUUUUGUGCCAAGUGAGCACUUUAUAAAAUACCUCCAGAGUUUCAUCCGUUCUGCUCCAGGUGGGUACAGCACCUACUGUGCCGAGAGGCUGCGGCGGACUGCCGUGAACGGAGUGCGUGGGGAACCUCCUGCCUGGCUGGAGCUACAGGCAACCAAGACGAAGAAGCCCAUCACUGUGUCUGUGACCCUGAUGGAUUCACGCUUGAUUAACCUGCCUGUUGACUCAGCAUCUACUUCAAAAGAAAUCUGUCAAAUCCUCUCCAACAAAAUCAAACUCAAGGACACUUUUGGCUUUUCUCUCUACGUGGCUUUAUAUGAAAAGGUGUGGGCUCUGGGCAGCGGCCGGGAGCAUGUGAUGGAUGCCAUCUCACAGUGCGAGCAAGAAGUGAAGAGAAGAGGAGGGCAAGAGCAGCACGCUCCCUGGCGCCUGUUCUUCCGCAAAGAGAUCUUCACCCCCUGGCAUGACAGCAGUGAGGACAAGCUCAGCACAGACCUGAUCUACAAACAGAUCAUUCACGGCCUAAAGUUUGGAGAGUACCAGACUGAAAAGGAAGACGAUUUUGUGCAGCUUGCUGCCAAACAUCUGUACGUCCAGCACGGCUCAGACAGCAGUCAUGAUAAAGUGAGGGAGGCUGUGCACGAGUGCAUCAGCACGUCUCUGCUGGAUGCCCAGUCAGAGGCCAAAUGGCUGCAGAUGGUCAGCACUGCACACACUCAGGGUUCAUAUCUGACUUCAAGGCAAAAGGCGUCUUCUGUGAAGGCAGAAAUGGUUGACUAUGCCAGAAAGAAGUGGCCCAUGUUCUUCUCCAGGUUCUUUGAGGUUGUAAAGCUGUCAGGGCCUCCACUGCUUAAGAACAAGUUUAUUGUGGCUGUAAACUGGACUGGUAUCACAUUCCUGGACGAGCGAGAAAAGAGACUGCUAGUGCUCUCCUUCCCAGAGGUCACCGGGGUCAACACCGUGAGGGACGGGAAAGCGUGUGGCCAGGCGGUGUGUCUGCUGACCCUGAAAGGAGACUUCACUCUGAGCGGCUCCAUGACUGAGGACAUGGCGGAGCUGGUCUACAUGUUUCUCAGUGGUCUGACUGAGCGCUCUCAUUUUGCAGUGACCCUAAAAGAAGUCAGCAAGCAAGAUGAUCCCACAUUCCUGAGCUUCAAGAAAGGUGAGCUCAUUCUAAUCAUCAAAGACGAUGACUUUUCCCCAGAACGUGGUUGGAUAAAGGGACAAAAUGAGCGUACCGGACAAAUAGGAGCUGUCCCCACUGACGCCAUCCUCAUCCUGCCAACCCUCAGCAAACCCACCAACGAGGUCAUGACACUCCUUAACCUGUCUCCUAAAGACAGGAAGACCAUCAUAGAGGCCACUCAGAAAGAAACAAGUGCAGUAGAGAAAAUGGCUCUUAGCACUUUGAAAGAAUUCGCCCUCGAAUAUUUCAGGCAGCCCACUCAAGAUGUGAACCGUCAAGUGAUUUCGAGGAAUGUGGCUCCUGAGAGGCUGUGGGCGAACUCCAGAGAGCCAAUCAGGCAACCGCUCCUUAAGAGACUGGUGGGCCACACAGAGCCCAGCCACAAAGCCUGCCUGGCCUUCACUGCCAUCUUAAAGUAUAUGGGUGAUUACCCAACUAAACAGAUGCAGAGUCCUCUCGAGCUCACUGACCAGAUCUUUGGACCCGCAACUGAAGAUGAGACAUUGAGGGAUGAGAUCUACUGUCAAAUAAUGAAGCAGAUGACCAGCAACAACAACCGGUUCAGCUUGGAGCAGGGCUGGCAGCUGCUGUGGCUCUGCUGUGGUCUGUUUCCUCCCAGCCAGGUUCUGCUGAAGCACACUAAGCGUUUCCUGGAGUCUCGGCGCAAAGAGACGCUGGCCUCGGACUGUCUGCAGCGACUGCAGAGCACACUGAGGAUGGAGCCCAGGAAGCUCCCACCGCAUCAGGUGGAAGUCGAUGCCAUCCAACAGAACAGCACUCAGAUCUUCCACAAAGUUCACUUCCCCAAUGACACAGAGGAGAUAUUUGAAGUAUCAACCAACACCAGGAUCAGAGAUCUCAUCCUGAGUAUUGCCAAAAAACUCAGUCUGGUUUCAGCAGAUGGCUUCAGCAUUUUUAUCAAAAUGCAAGACAAGGUUCUCAGUUUAAAUGACACAGCCUACUUCUUUGAUAGUCUGAGACAAAUUACUGACUGGUCCAAGAAAGCCAAGAGGAUCAAAGAAGGUGGCCCGGUCAACAUACCCUACCUCGUGUUCUUUAUGAGGAAGUUAUGGUUCAAUGUGAUCCCUGGUAGAGACAUGGAGGCUGAUCUGGUCUUCCAUUUCCCCCAGGAGCUGCCAAAGUACCUGAAAGGUUAUCAUGUUUGCACCAAAGAGGAUAUGAUCCACAUAGCAACUCUGCUCUUCAAAAUAAAGGCCAACAAUGACAAAACCCAGCUGGUUACAAUUUCCAAGAUCCUGAAGGAGCUGGUGCCUGCUGACCAACUGAAGGCCAUGUCUGAAAAUGAGUGGAAGAAGAAAAUUGCUGCUUCUUUCAACAAACAAACUGGUCUGACUGCUGGCGAAGCCAAAGUGGCAUUUUUGAAGGUGCUUUCCCGCUUACCAACGUUUGGCUGUGCAUUCUUUGAAGUGAAGCAAACAUCAGAACCAAAUUUCCCAGACAUUGUGCGAAUUACCAUCAGUAAGCACGGAGUGACAAUCAUCCACCCCAAAACCAAGGAUGUUCUGGCAAACCAUCCAUUCAACCGCAUCACUAACUGGUGCAGUGGCAGCACCUACUUCCACAUGACUGUGGGCAGUUUGGUCAAAGGCACCAAAUUCCUGUGUGAAACCUCUCUGGGUUACAAGAUGGAUGACCUCAUAACAUCCUAUGUCAAUAUGUACCUCAGAGAGAGACGGGUGGCACAGACCAGGAACCAGCGCUUCAGUUGAGCGUUGAGCACUUUAAGGAGCCUGAUGACGUCACUCUACAGCUACACAUUUAAGCACAGAGUUCAGUUUUUAAAGUGCAAUCAAUAUUGUUGUGACAAAACAUUUUGAUUUAUUGUGUUGUUUGCAUGUUGUUUGAGAUUUCUCAAAGUUCACAGAAUGCUGUUAUAGAUCCUUUAGAUCAUCAGCGACAGGGUAAAACUCAUUCCAGCUGUCAA
This is a messenger RNA of Thalassophryne amazonica, 6905 nucleotides long. It is a transcript of the gene myo7ba, whose product is annotated as unconventional myosin-VIIb. The record is from RefSeq and is a predicted model, not a curated record. Gene Ontology annotation, cellular component: cytoskeleton; myosin complex. Bases 7 to 6690 code for a protein of 2227 amino acids. Lineage: Eukaryota; Metazoa; Chordata; Actinopteri; Batrachoidiformes; Batrachoididae. The transcript is spliced from 47 exons. Gene Ontology annotation, molecular function: protein binding; cytoskeletal motor activity; ATP binding.